Messenger RNA from Diversispora eburnea, 368 nucleotides. NCBI's taxonomy places the organism in Eukaryota, Fungi, Glomeromycota, Glomeromycetes, Diversisporales, Diversisporaceae. The record is from the annotation of a GenBank genome assembly.
AUGAAAAGUAAUGAAUUUACUGAAGAACUAUCUAAAGAAAAUAUUGAACUUAUUAAUCUUCUUUAUGAGAAAUUAUUUGAAGAAAAUACAGUGCAUCAAAAAUUAAUUAAUGAAAUAGAAACUUAUAUUAAUGCUGUUGAUGAAUCUCUUUUAACUAAAGAUAUUUUUUCUGAAUUUGAAAUAGUAAAUAAUGAAAUUGAAAAUAAUUCAUUACCAGAUUCUAAAAAAGAAAAGCAAAAAUUAUCUUUACCUCCUGUUACUUCUAAAGAAGUAUUAAAUGUAUUGAAAGUUUUAAUCAGAUAUGAAGAACAAAUAUCUGAUAAUGAUGAUUAUAAUAAAAUUUUAUCUAAUGAUUUAUCUAAAAGAUU